CAAGGCUUCCUUGAUGUCGCUAAUGUUAUCGGCGUUGUAAUCCGACUUUUGUCGUGAAGCAACGAUUUUGAAAAAAAAAAAUAGCGACAACGGAAGUAUUACCGUUAUCUGUGCAUUAAACUGAACUAGUAAUGUGAAGUGAUGGAAGAACACAUCAAUUGGAUGUCAAAAGCUAUGGUGUAUGCAGAGGAGGCACUAGAAAGAGGCGAGGUCCCUGUAGGCUGUAUUUUUGUCUACGAAGACCAAGAAAUUGCAACAGGAGGCAAUAGGGUCAACGAAACAAAGAAUGCAACUUGUCAUGCAGAAAUUGUUGCUAUUGAAAAAGUUAGAGAGUGGUGUUCUCUACGUAAAAAAGAUCAGCAAGAUGUAUUUCGGGCACUAACACUGUAUGUUACAGUGGAGCCAUGUGUCAUGUGUGCUGGAGCAUUGCGUCAGAUAGGUGUACCUCUUGUAGUUUACGGGUGUAGUAAUGAGAGGUUUGGUGGUUGUGGAUCCGUUCUUAACAUUGCCGCUGAUCAGCUUUCUUCACUGGGACCAAGUUUCGAUGUCAUCAAAGGUGUUUUGGCAGAAGAGGCAGUGCAGUUAUUAAAACAGUUCUAUAAAGGAGAGAACCCUAAUGUACCAGAGGACAAACGCAAGCCCAAACAAAUUAGCAUCUUGAACAAACAGGAAACGAGACUAUAAGAAAAUUUAUGUGUGCAAAAUACAGAAAAAUGUAUUUAAAAAAACAAAUUAAAGCAUGUAACCUCC
Molecule: messenger RNA, 750 nt
Organism: Pomacea canaliculata
Lineage: Eukaryota; Metazoa; Mollusca; Gastropoda; Architaenioglossa; Ampullariidae
Product: tRNA-specific adenosine deaminase 2-like
Exons: 2
Coding region: 142-684 (180 amino acids)
Biological process (GO): tRNA wobble adenosine to inosine editing
Cellular component (GO): cytoplasm; nucleus
Molecular function (GO): tRNA-specific adenosine-34 deaminase activity; zinc ion binding
Source: RefSeq, a predicted model, not a curated record